AUGCACAGUCCCCGCAUGUUGAGGCGAAGUUCGGUACUUGAUCCCUCAAAGUUUGUGGCGACCGUAUUCGAUCGGCACAUUCGCAGGUGGUCUUUGGACGGGGGAUUCAAUAGUUCAGCCAGUACAUACAAAUCAAAACAGACACAAUAA
This is a messenger RNA of Parastagonospora nodorum SN15, 150 nucleotides long. RefSeq lists its product as hypothetical. The record is from RefSeq and is a predicted model, not a curated record. Bases 1 to 150 code for a protein of 49 amino acids. The transcript is spliced from 2 exons. Lineage: Eukaryota; Fungi; Ascomycota; Dothideomycetes; Pleosporales; Phaeosphaeriaceae.